Messenger RNA from Bipolaris sorokiniana ND90Pr, 932 nucleotides. RefSeq lists its product as uncharacterized. Gene Ontology annotation, biological process: RNA splicing. NCBI's taxonomy places the organism in Eukaryota, Fungi, Ascomycota, Dothideomycetes, Pleosporales, Pleosporaceae. The record is from RefSeq and is a predicted model, not a curated record. Gene Ontology annotation, cellular component: nucleus; exon-exon junction complex. The transcript has 7 exons. The coding region runs from base 78 to 539 and encodes 153 amino acids.
CAACACCAACUACCAAACCGACGCGUACAUAAAUAUCACAUAGGCAGAGUCUCCCUCGACCACGAGCGACAGCAGCCAUGAGCACUAACGAGCCAUUCUACUUGCGAUACUACUCUGGUCAUCAAGGCCGCUUCGGACACGAGUUUCUGGAGUUUGACUUUCGUGUUCUUGGAGACGGCCGCAGCGCAUCUGCACGCUAUGCAAACAACUCGAACUACCGCAACGACUCACUGAUCCGAAAAGAGAUGUGUGUCAGCGACACCUUGGUGGCUGAGAUCAAGCGUAUUGUCAAAGAAAGCGAAAUCCUCAAAGAAGAUGACACAAAGUGGCCUCAAAAGAACAAGGACGGUCGUCAAGAGCUGGAAAUUCGGUUAGGGAGCGAGCACAUCUCCUUUGAAACUGCAAAAAUCGGAUCGCUCCAGGACGUGUCAGAAUCAUCGGACCCCGAAGGCCUGCGUGUGUUCUACUACCUGGUACAAGAUCUCAAGGCUCUUGUCUUUUCUCUAAUAGCCCUCCAUUUCAAGAUCAAGCCAAUCUAAGCUUUUAAUGACGGCUGGUUGUGUGGCCUGUGGGCUCGCUGAUCCCGGGAGAAGGGUUGUCACCACAGCCACAGCAGACGGCACGCAUUUUUAUUUGCAUCCGACGGAAGAUCAGACACACGGAGUCGAGUAAACGAAUGAACAUAUCUCCACAGCUGGCGGUGUCCAACUAUGCCCAGCUCUGCGUAAAAGGGCGUGCAGAUAUUGAUGUUGAACGCAUGCUGGCGAGGGAGCUACUAGCACUUUGACCAACGACAUGCAGGCCUCAUGCUCGGAUAAGGGUUUGUUAUUCUAGAUAGACGCACGUCUGUGAAUUUAUCCAUCAAGGUUGACGUGCUUGCAUGCGUGUUCCGGCGCGAUGAAGCUCGCCAUGGGCAUGGUUGAAUGUUUGGG